AUGUCUGAAACGGCAGAUUCGCGCGACUCAACUAUGGCGCAGGACUACUACGCCAGUCUUGACCACGAUGGCUCGCUUAUGGAAAGGUUCAAAGAUAUCGAUGAUAAGACUCAGUUCUAUCAUGCUAUGCACCGUCUGAAGGACCCUCUGACUCAGAAUUUUGUGUUGGAUUUCGGCAAUGAAGAUGCAUGGUGUGCGUCCGAUCUAAACACCAGCGAGCUGAAGCUACUGCUAAGCAAGCCCGCUAUUACUGCCCAUUAUGGGGUAUCGGAACGACUACAGGGAAUGAUGUGCACAGAACCAGUGCGCCCAGAGCCCGAACCUACACCGAUACCAACCAAAAGAGCUUCGAUGUCACCCAGUGUGGCGCCAUCCUUCCAGCAUGAAGUGGAUGAUGCGGAAAGUGCGCUCAAACAUAUCCCCGAUGCAGAUAGAGCCCGCGAGAAGAGCCUCACCUUUGGGCAAGUCGCCGACCAAAUUUGGCAUUUCUCUUCGGUGGAUCAUGGUCCCCGGUACACCUGCAUCGGCUACAAUACUUUAUUUGUGAUCCCCACCUUAUCACAGUCGAAUGGCGAGGAUCUCCCAGAUGGAAAGCGGCUUUGGACCUGGUUGAUCCAGUGUCAAGAUGGUACAAUAAUUUCAAUUCAAGAGAAUCCUUUCGCAAGACGAAAGGAUGGAGUGCCGAUAGUCGAAGCUAAGCCGGUCUUGGAUAUCGUGCGCAGGAAUAUCCAGUUCAUUUUCGCUGGUGUAUCAAAACAACACUUUGUCAUGACCGAGAGCGAAUCGCUAAUUAGCAUCCGCGUGCGACAUUUCAGUGAUCUUGGAGCGGACCACGCCAAUAUCAAGCAGGAAGAUGGACCGAGUCUGCUCUUUUAUUAUAUAUUUGAUGAUUGGAUGUCGAGUUAUGGACUUAUUGCAAAGCGAGAGCAUAAAUAUGGUGUUGCUUUGGAGAAACUGAGGCGCCAAAUGCUCGACCGUCCGGUCGUGGAUUUGGUGAAUGAGUUGCACUGGCUGGGCAGGCGACUCGCAGUUCUUAAACGAUUGUAUCAAAGCUACGAGCUUAUCAUGCAGCGACUGUUGCAACGGCAACGCAUGCUCCGUGACGAGGCCCGUUCCUCCCAGCCCACAAUUUCAUAUGGAGCCACCUUCGGCGAUAUGGAGUUCCAUGAUAUGCGCCAAUCGAGCCUCGUGAGCAAUCACGGGGUCUAUAAUACAGCCGAGAAAUCGGUGGGGGUGCAGCUGAGUUCGACGGCUGUGGCGCGGUUCGAACGGUUGGCUGAUCGUAUCAAUCUUUACUGUUUGAGCGAGAUUGAGAAUUGUCUCAAUGAGAAGGAGUCCUUAACGUUCUUGAAUUUCAACUUGAUUGCGCUCAAGGACUCGCAGGCGGUUGAGAAGCUCACUCGCAUCACCAUUCUCCUCGCCAAGGCGACCAUUUUGUUCUUGCCGGUCAGCUUAAUGAGUGCAUAUUUCUCGACUGAACUUAUUGGGGUGAAGAACGGGUACACCAAAACGGAGUACUGGAUUAGCUUCGCGGUCAUCUUUGUGUUAACCAUCUUGCUGUUGACGAUCUUCGGGUACGCCAGCAAUACCAUGGAAGGCAAGCCGAUCUAUCGCUCGAUGGUCAAAACGUUCUUCCGAAACUCUCGGCAACGGAUGUCACGACGAUCCGAAUAA
Penicillium paradoxum is the source of this 1674-nucleotide messenger RNA. RefSeq lists its product as uncharacterized. The coding region runs from base 1 to 1674 and encodes 557 amino acids. NCBI's taxonomy places the organism in Eukaryota, Fungi, Ascomycota, Eurotiomycetes, Eurotiales, Aspergillaceae. The transcript has 6 exons. The record is from RefSeq and is a predicted model, not a curated record. Gene Ontology annotation, molecular function: magnesium ion transmembrane transporter activity; cobalt ion binding; cobalt ion transmembrane transporter activity.